AUGGCUACUGACUGGCAACCGGAGUGCCUUGUCACUCAGAACCAGCCAUCACUGGAUCCUGUUGGCGCCCAUUCUGAUCGAGCUUUGCAGAAUACCACUGGGAAUGUCCAGUCUUAUUCAGACCAUUUGGCUCAUGCUGAUAUCGCUGCUCGUGAGGAUCAACUCCAUCAGCUUGGCUUCAAGUAUCCUCCUGCCCCUCACCCUCCUCAACCCUUGUCGGCGCCGUCUAGCUUGCAUCAGCAGCAUGUAGCCGCUCGGCUUCACCAACGGAAGCUUCGCAGACUUCACUCGGUUGGACCCAACUCUCAGUCUCGCCGGGCACGAAGCAGCUACCUCAGGUCCCAGAAGUACUUGGAGUACCGGGAUCGUCCUCGUCGUGAUACCGGGAAAGAUGGAGAGCCAGUGUGGGCUGAUGAGUUGGAGGAUGCUUUCCAGCAAGCCCUCGAAGCAAAUCCUCCCAUGGGUCGGAGAAAGUGGUCCGAACGGGGCAAGUCGUAUGGCCGCAACGAGCUGAUUGCUGAGUACAUUUUCAAAUUGACUGGCAAACGGAGAACUCGUAAGCAGGUGUCAAGCCAUCUGCAGGUCCUCGACUCUUUCUUGAAGGGUGAUCCCGAUUGGGAGCGACUUGUCCGUGAGGCAUCACCAGAGCGAUCAUCGAGUGUGCAUAGCUCAGCACCCGCUCCCAAAUGGAGAACGGCAGUGGAGCACCCAUCGGCGCCCAGCCACUACGGCAAUCAUACGCAGCCAUCAUACCAUGACCACAUGAGAUCCAUGCAGCCAUAUGCCGGAGAUCUCCCACCGCCACACUUUACCCUUGGCUCCAACAUGCAGGAGACUGCUACUAGCUCCAUUCAUGGCUUUAACUUCGACAUGUGGGUCAGCGCUCCGCAGCAAGCCAACCGCAUAGACAAGGCAUUGCAUGCAUACACUCGUCUGCAGGGGAAUUUGCACCACCCCAGUCAACCGCCCAUGGCCCUUGAGAAUUUGAGUGGGUGGCGGUCCUCCUUCCCCCACCUGGCUUCCAUGGUGGAUGACAUCAACAACCCUCUGGACUGUGAGAUCAUCUUCUUAGAAGUGGACCUUCAGCUCAUGAACGACUUCCCUCCCACGGGAUCACGACUGGGAAUCCAGCUUGACCUUGAUUUCGGUCACCCUACUGCUGGCGAUGUGUUGGGAGUCAGCCAGAUGGACAAUUGGACCUGCAGCACGUAUGUCUACGAAGAUAGCCAGAAGAUUCUAGAGUCUUACCACGACCUACCCAAAACCCAGUCAACCAAGGUCAAGCCUCUCUUCGAAUCAUCCUGGUGGGCUCAGAUGUUCACUAGGUUGACUCAAGACAAGCGUAUGGCCGAGGAUUCGGGGAACCCCCAAAAUGCUCGCGAGACUGCCGAGAAUACCCGUCAAUUCUUCCAAUCCUUGUCUGCAGUACAAGAGCUCCGGGCCACCUCGCCUAGCUCUCGCCAUAUUCCUAAUCAAUACCAAGGUCAUCACGGCGAUGAGAGCAAGCGCAUGGCCGUCCUGGUCUGGAAGUUCCGACAAACCGGGCCCGGCGAAGUUGGCACUACUACUUGGAGAAGACUAAUUCCGGCUCCCGAUCGGACUACAACUAACAGUCCGCGCCCAACCACCGGGGUUGAUCUUCCACCCCUUUCCCUGGACUCUAUUCUCCUCAACAAACCGUCCCACCAGGGUGUCUACCACGCCCCUCAGCCUCAUGAUCUCAUCCACCACCCGAGUCAAUCCCACUCACAAUGGCCCAUGUACCAACCAUCCCACGAUAAUGUGGCUAAUCUCUUUAAUUCCUCCAAUCAUCUCGACUUCAUGACUUCUAUCAGCAAAGCCGAAGAUGGACUCAAUGACAAAAUCGCCGUCACCUCUGUGCUGGACUCCUUUUCCACCAGCCUCGCUCCCGAGAGCAUCCCAUCUACAAGCCUGCACGGCUCCAGCGGUGCACCAGUCAUGCUCAAUGUACAUGACAUGCCGCUCUCCCACCCAGGGAUGAAUUACACAAUGGGCCACGAAGCAUCCCACUACGUGCCGCCUCAACAGCACGGCGUGAACAUGCACGAUAGCAACAGUGUGCUCCACGGCUUCUUUGGCUCUAACCCCCAGUCGCUUGAUGAUCUCAGUCAUGGCCAGGCCUCAUGGGGAGCGCACUCCACAUCCAUUCCCGGAGACGUUGGCGCCGGGAGUUACCAUCUUCCCUACCAGGCGGAGCACCAUGGACCGUCACGCGACUCGCAGCCACACCAUUUCGACAAUCUCUUGCCAUCGGAGGACCUAAUGGAUAAGAUUGUCGGCCGCAUGUCUAAUGGUCCCAGCAUGCAUGGGGCGGGCCCUGAUGCGGGUGCGGGCUAUGAUAACGCCACGGUGGAUGCAGUAUAA
Messenger RNA from Penicillium coprophilum, 2385 nucleotides. RefSeq names its product transcription factor AbaA (gene abaA). The coding region runs from base 1 to 2385 and encodes 794 amino acids. Gene Ontology annotation, biological process: regulation of transcription by RNA polymerase II. Gene Ontology annotation, cellular component: transcription regulator complex. The transcript is spliced from 3 exons. Gene Ontology annotation, molecular function: DNA-binding transcription factor activity, RNA polymerase II-specific; RNA polymerase II cis-regulatory region sequence-specific DNA binding. The record is from RefSeq and is a predicted model, not a curated record. NCBI's taxonomy places the organism in Eukaryota, Fungi, Ascomycota, Eurotiomycetes, Eurotiales, Aspergillaceae.